GUACUUUACACACUGGAUACUGAGGCGUGCACCGUAAGGCAGACAAAACGUUCCGAAUUUUAAAAAAUUAUGGACGACGAGGACGAUCCCGUUGUAGAGGAGAUACCCGUAUUCCUGUCGAAGAACUUGCAGGACAGCUUGUACCUGUUUCAAUAUCCAACGAAAACUGAGCUCCCGAACCACGAUGACUCUGUGAUUGUUAAUUGCUGUGUAAAACCAUUCGCCCAGGAGGUGAAAGUGGAUUUCGGCCUGGACAUUGAGUCCGCGCACUUUGAUCGCUUUAAGGGAGAACAAUUUGCGGUGGCCGCCGAUGGGAAAAACACUUAUGGAGCGACACCAGCAAAGGGUCAGGAGCGACCCACAUAUAAGCGUGGCAUAAUGGACAAACAGGCAUUUACCAGCUCGCGGUCCAUAACCGAUGUGACCAAGUAUAUAGUGGGCAUUUUUACGGAUCGAGAGGUUCAUCUAUCACCACUCACUUCCAUAGUCCAAAUGCGCCCUGCUCUCAGCCAUUUCGAUAAGGAUGACAAGCGCAAGAAAGCGGAACAGAAAGCCCAAACGGAGGAUACCGACGAUGACGAAGUUCUGCAACAGGUGACGGUGAAGUUUGCUCGUGGUAAUGCCAAAAACAGUGGUAAAGAGCAUCGCGCUGGUACCUAUGAUGGCUUCGUCCAACGGAUUGCGGAUGAACCCUGGUGCGAGGCUUACUGGCACUCAAGGGGUACGCCCACCGCGGAACUGGAACGCCAGAAACUCUUUGCCACCAGUCAUCAAGGCAGUCAGUCUUUGGCUCUGGGUGCUGGAGAUUAUUUGCGUAAGCUGUUGCCCUACGAUGAGCAUGUGCAGAGGGUAGCAACCCCAAGCGCUGCCACAGCUGCCACCCAAGUUCUUCCUGUCUACAACAAGGCCAUGCUUAAGAGUAUGCCGCUGCUGGAACAGCUGACAGUGCUUCUUAGGGAUGCCCGAAUGCUUUCUUUUGCCGAUGUGAUUACCAUACUCACGGAACAUGUGGAUACAAAGGUGGCAGCCGAUAAGGUGCUGGCUUUGCUGCCCCAGGUGGGCAUAUUAUUGCACGGCAACUGGGUACCACGAUCAGAGGUGGUCUUUUCCGAGAAGAUGCUCUCCCAUGCCAACGGCGUGUCCGCAGAUCAAAUGAUUCGCGCAAGGGAUUAUAUACUCUUCCGAUUCUCCCGCACGCCCUACCUGUUCCGAGCCCAAGUAAUGGCAGCCACUCAAUUACCACCCGCGGAAACUCUAGACGUUUUGAAGACUGUGGCUAGGGUGAAUACGACAAAACGAUGGGAGCUACUGCUACCGCCGGAUAAGGAGUUUGAACAAAAGUAUCCGGAGUUGGUUAGUUUGCAGGAGUACCAUUGGACUGCAUCCGAGCAACACUAUAACGAAAUGGACUGGGCAAGGGAAACGAAACGUGUACGCAAACGAUCCACGAGGAAGAGCGAAUCCCUGUCGUCAUCCAUGCCGCCUCCUGCAAUGAAUCCUACAUCAAUUGUCUCAAUGGACGCGUAGCAUCGGAUGAUGACCUCCCAUGGGUGGAGGAAAGGGAGCACAAGUCUUAUACAUUUAGGCACUAAUAAAAAGACCAACAAGUUUAUUUUAUUACAAGUAAUGAAUUUGUAAUUAAAUUGGUGAUUUCAUCA
Drosophila eugracilis is the source of this 1658-nucleotide messenger RNA. RefSeq names its product DNA-directed RNA polymerase III subunit RPC5 (gene Polr3E). The record is from RefSeq and is a predicted model, not a curated record. Lineage: Eukaryota; Metazoa; Arthropoda; Insecta; Diptera; Drosophilidae. The transcript is spliced from 3 exons. Gene Ontology annotation, cellular component: RNA polymerase III complex; nucleus. Gene Ontology annotation, biological process: DNA-templated transcription. The coding region runs from base 70 to 1527 and encodes 485 amino acids.